CGAUGACCAAAUCGAUGUAGUGUGGGACAUUACGACGUAUACAAUGGACGGCUAUACGGCGCCAGGGUGGGAGUUAGGUUGGUCAUGGUAUGAAGAAGAGAUAAUAUGGAGCAUUCUCGGUGCUAAAGCAACAAAACAAGGGGACUGUUCGGCAUUUGAAGACACAGAUGUUCCGCAGUGCUGCUUGAAUAACCCGACCAUUGUUGACUUACCGGUAGCAACACAGGAUGACCUACGAGUAGAAAAUUGUUGCAAGGGCGGUGUGAUUGCUGCCGGAAGCUCCGCCUCAUUUCAAAUUACUGUCGGCCGAGUUGGAACAGAAGCUAAUCCACCGCAGUCUUUGACUUUCAUAGCACCAGGAUCUGAAUACCAAUGUGAUUCAUUUAGUGAAACAAUGAAUAGUCCAGGAUCUGAAAGUUACUAUGUCUUGUUCUUUUUGCUUUUUACCUUCCCUUUACCUAUCAUAUCUAAGAAAAUUCCAAGAAAAACCCUAAGCUUAGGAAGCAAUGAGCAGAAGAUUAUCCCCAUUUCCCUUCACCCUUUUCCACCGGCAGCUUAUGCUCUCAUAUCCAUCGGAGAUCCCCCAAUAAAGGAGGAGUUACAUAUUGAUACGGGUGUUGAUCUGACAUGGGUGCUCCACGAAAAGCCCUCUGAUUAUGAUCCGUCGAGGUCAUCUUCAUUUAGUAACAUAAGCUGUGACGGAUUGGUUAACGUUCGAUCCAUUUUCCCGAGUCGAGAAACAGGACAAUGCAAUUACGCCGUAAAGCUCGCAGACAAGUCAUCAUAUAGAGGUAUCCUAGGUAGAGAAACUUUUAUUUUCGAAACGGGCGAGGGAGGAUUAGGCAUGUCAAAGAACGUUUUGUUUGGCUUUGGAAUAACUGUUGGGGGGCCGCAAGCUGGAACGGGAACCCUAGGAUUAAAGUUGGGACGAGGAUUGUCAAUAUUGAACUCAUUUAAUUGGAAAUUCUCCAUUUGCAUAGGAAACUUUUAUGAUAAUCUCCAUGAAAAGCAUUUUAUUUCAUUAGGAGAUAAUGCAAUAUUCACUGGAAUGGAGAUAUCAUUAGAUACAAAGGAGGGGACAUAUAAAAUCAAUCUAGCUUCAAUAACCGUCAAUCGAAAAAAUCUAGGUAUAGACGAUGAUUUGUCCAAAUCCAAUACAUUAUUGGACACAGGAACUUCUAGCCUUCGUUUGGUCAAAGGAGUAUAUAGUGUUGUCUUUACGGAAAUCGUAAAGGAAAUGACUAAGGCGGGGUAUGAUAUGUUAAGCAUCGACGGAGAUACAUGUUACAGCGGGAAGAUAUCGAAACACAUACCUCUACUAGUUGUCCUCACAUUUGACAAGGUAGAAAUCAAUAUGGAGGCACCGAGCUUAUUCAUGCAGGAUGAUGAGAAUUAUUUUUGUCUAAACGUGCAUGAGUCGCCGAUUAAUGAAAAUCUCAUUGGCAUACCCGUAUUUGCAGAUUAUAAUUUAGAUGACUGUCCUUCUGAUGUUAUUGAGAUGAAUCAAUCUCCAUGGGAGCCUGAUGAUUUCGAUAUGCACGAUUACCCUUUCAUGAGGGGGCCUUUCAUGAGUCGAGCUAGGUAUAAUAGAAUUGGAGCCAACUUUAGUUUCACUCCUGAAGAGGACCUAGUCGGGAACGUGACAAUAAGGUGGGACAUUAUGAAUAUAAGUCGUGAUAGUUACACGGCUAAUGUCACAAUCUUCAACUAUUUGAAGAAGCAAGAAGCCAUUGAAGGGCCAUGGGAAUUAGGGUGGACAUGGUACGAAGACGAAAUUCUAGUGAGCACUCUGGGUGCUAAAGUUUCAAAACAAAGUAAUGUUCUGAAAUUUGGAGAGUGCUGCAAUCAUAGGGUGACCUUUGUGGACUUACCCCAACAAACUGAUGAUGACCAGCGAAUUGUAGCAAAUUGUUGCAAGGGUGGUGUCAUUCCUUCAUGGUUUAGAGAAGCCGACCUUGCUAAAAGCUCUUCUUCAUUCCAAAUUAGUGUUGGCCAAGUUGGGAUAAAAUUUCAUCCCCCGCCAUUAGACGUGAUGUUGACCACACAAGGAUUAGAAUACGUAUGUGGUUCCUUGUCGGAAGUAAGGAAUACUCCGGGUUAUCUAAAUACGUGGCUGACGACGUGCAAUCUCUACGCCCUUCAAAUAUUAAAGAUCCACGAGAAAUUGCCCAUCGAUCUCAAUUCGUUUCCAAACCCUAACCAGAGAUGCUCAGUUAGCGUCAGAACGGCGAGAGUGAUUGCUGCUAUGAACAGAGCUAUCCGGCGGCAGCGGCAGAGUCAAGCCGUGUCCGCCACUGAAUCCAGGGUUUCUCUUGUCUUUGCUCUCGCCUCUCAGGCGUCCUCUGUCUCUCAACGCCUUUUGGCUGAUUUGGCGGUGGAGACUGCGAAAUACGUUUUUCCGAAGAGAUUCAAUAGCUCUAAUCUUGAAGAAGCGUUGAUGUCCGUUCCUGAUCUCGAGACAAUGGAAUUCAGAGUUGUAAGUAGGACUGAUAAGUACGAGAUUAGACAAGUUGAGCCUUACUUUGUGGCCGAGACUACAAUGCCAGGGGAAACUGGAUUUGACUUCUAUGGUGCUUCUAAGUCUUUUAAUGUGUUAGCUGAGUACCUAUUUGGUAAGAACACAAUAAAGGAGAAAAUGGAGAUGACGACCCCUGUUGUUACUCGUAAAGCCCAAUCUGUUGGAGAUAAGAUGGAAAUGACUACUCCAGUAAUUACUACCAAGGCAAAAGAUCAAACCCAGUGGCGAAUGUCUUUUGUCAUGCCCUCAAAGUAUGGCUCGAAUUUGCCAUUGCCAAAAGAUCCUUCAGUCAAAAUCCAGGAAGUGCCGCGAAAGAUUGUUGCUGUUGUCGCCUUCUCAGGCUAUGUUACCGAUGAAGAGAUUGAGAGACGGGAGAAAGAACUAAGGAGAGCUCUUCAUAAUGACAAGAAGUUUCGAGUGAGAGAUGGAGUUUCAGUUGAAGUUGCACAGUAUAAUCCACCAUUCACUCUUCCGUUUAUGCGCCGCAACGAGGUUUCUCUGGAAGUUGAAAGCAAAGAAGAUUAGCCCCAUCACAAGUACAUACAUACAUACAUGUAUAUACACAGUUAAAUAUUUGUGCUAAAGACAAAACGCGUUUACUUGAAUAGUUGAAUAUGAGUAGUAGUAAUUAAUGGUCUUGGAAGCC
Molecule: messenger RNA, 3164 nt
Organism: Arabidopsis arenosa
Lineage: Eukaryota; Viridiplantae; Streptophyta; Magnoliopsida; Brassicales; Brassicaceae
Source: the annotation of a GenBank genome assembly